AUGGCCAGGUCCUGCAGGACAAAAAUGCCUCCUGCUGCUGCUCAUGCCACUGGGAGGAAAGUAACUCCAGAAGAGACCAAGCUCCCCUCAGAGAUUCUCAAAGGUCUUCUGCAGCACCACAAUUUAAAAGCAUUGAUUCUAUGGCACCCAGUUUUGCUAGUUCAACUCUCUGAUCCAUAUAUUGUUGCUGGAAAAUAUCCAUAUGGACGUUCAUUGACAAGGCCUCGACAGCCGGAUGGGCUUCUGCUCUGGGCCACUGAGGCAGUGGAAGCGUCCAAGGAGUGCAGUGGCAUGUCUCUGGCCACCCUCAAGAAGACGCUGGUGGCCUCCGGAUAUGACAUGGAGAAGAACAGCCGCAUCAACCUGGGGCUCAAGAGCUUGGUGAGCAAAGGCAUUUUGGUGCAGACCAAAGGCACCGGCGCUUCUGGCUCCUUCAAGUUCAACAAGAAGGCCUCUGCCAGUGAGGACAAAGGUAAGAGGAAGAAGACCACUGCGGCCAAGGCCAAGAAGCCCUCUGGCGCUGCUGCCAAGAAGCCCAAGAAGGCGGCGGGGGCGGGAGCUGCCAAGAAGAGCGUGAAGAAGAUGCCAAAGAAGCUCAAGAAGCUGGCUGCGAUGGGAGCCGAGAAGGUGACCAAGAGCCCGAAGAAGCCCAAAGUUGCCAAGCCAAAAAAAGUGGCUAAGAGACUGGCCAAGGCCAAGCUGGUCAGGCCCAAGGGGGCUAAACCCAAGGCAGCGAAACCUAAGAAGUCAUAG
Messenger RNA from Dromiciops gliroides (monito del monte), 753 nucleotides. RefSeq names its product histone H1.4-like. The record is from RefSeq and is a predicted model, not a curated record. The coding region runs from base 1 to 753 and encodes 250 amino acids. The transcript is spliced from 3 exons. Gene Ontology annotation, molecular function: structural constituent of chromatin; DNA binding. Lineage: Eukaryota; Metazoa; Chordata; Mammalia; Microbiotheria; Microbiotheriidae. Gene Ontology annotation, cellular component: nucleosome. Gene Ontology annotation, biological process: nucleosome assembly.